AAUAUUUCUCGUCCGGUUCAUUUAAGAUACUAACUAAUUGUUCACUUGCGUUUGACUUUUUCCUUUACAUCUUUAAACAUGCAUAGUUGCAAUAAGAAUGUGAUCAUUUUUGUGGAGAAAAAUGACAGUUCUAUUGUGCUCAGUGCAAAUCAAAGAAACAAUUACUGCACGAAAUUAUAUGCAUAAGUUAUCAAUUGAAACUGUUGCAGGGAAUCAUUCGAGUGACCUAUUUGCUUUUCAGCCUGCUUGGGUUUAGCUUCUUUCACUUCUAUCAUUAAAUUUCCGUUUUCCUUUUUUAUUUGGGUGUGGUGGGGUUUGGGUUGGCUGAGGUGUAGUUAUUGGAGGCCAUACUUGUUUUUCUUCAUUACAAUUUUGUAGAACAUUUUCUCCAAACAACUCUCUUGUUUUUCCUUAGCUUGAGUUCAAGCUGACACUCUUACCACAGUUUUCACGAUCUAGUUUCCUCCAAUAUAUUGCCAUCAUUUAUUUUUCUUUUAUAUUCAAUGACAGUCUGAGAAAGAGCAGGCUGUCAGAAAUUUGCACGAGACAUGGUAGAUAUUAGUUUGUAAACUUGAAAAACUCAAGUAUGCACUGGUUACUGUGAACCAGUUAUUUAGGCAUUUAAACAGGUGUAAAUUGUGCUCAUUCAUUUAGUUUUACGUAUUAUUAACAAUUUUAAUAAACCCACUUAAGAAUAACAUAAAGCAGUAGUCUGGUUUCCUAGGAUAUUGGUAUGCAGUUAAUAACAUCAGGUCUAAAUGUGAUCCAGUAUGUCAAGCAGUUGGACGAUCUUAGAUCACAGCUUUCCGCUACUCAAGCAACUGCAAAUGCAAGUGCUGCAUCAGCUCAAUCUGCACAGCUUCAGUGUUUGGCGCUUUUGAAAGAGUUGGAUGAGAAGAACAGUUCACUGAAGGAACAUGAAGUUCGUGUAAAUAGACUUGGUGAGCAGUUAGAUCUUUUGCAGAAGGAUCUUCAAGCAAGAGAAUCAUCCCAAAAGCAAUUGAAAGAUGAGGUCGUGAGAAUUGAGCAUGAUAUCAUGCAAGCAUUAGCAAAAUCCGGCGCAAACAAAGAUUGCGAAUUGAGGAAGAUUUUAGAUGAGGUCUCGCCAAAGAAUAUUGAGAAGAUGAACAAGCUGUUGACGAACAAAGAUGAAGAAAUUGCCAAACUUAGGGACGAAAUCAGGAUCAUGUCUGCCCACUGGAAACUAAAAACCAAUGAGUUGGAAUCUCAGUUAGAAAAGCAUCGCAGGGCUGAUCAAGAGUUGAAAAAGAGGAUUAUGAAGUUGGAAUUCUGUCUCCAAGAUGCUCGAACUCAAACUCGCAAACUCCAUAGGAUGGGGGAACGACGCGACAAAGCUAUUAAGGAACUGAGAGACCAAUUAGCUACUAAGCAAUUCGGAACUUCCAGCGAUAAUAAACAGAACUUCUGGGAUACCUCAGGAUUCAAGAUUGUUGUUUCAAUGUCCAUGUUGGUGUUAGUCCUCUUUUCGAAGCGGUAAUAUUUAAUAGUGUUCUUAACUAUGUAAAAAAGGAGAUGUGUAGAUAGUUUCAACUCGGGGAGAAAUUAGGGAAAGCUGUAGAGCUACUGUUAUAUAUGGAGGAAUGUUAAUCAUACUUAAAAGGGGUAUCUUUUUGUACCUCAAAGGCUGUCACAGCCGAACCCAUAAUUUUGAUCCUCAAUUAUUAGAUACAUGCGUUAUAUAA
Lycium ferocissimum is the source of this 1703-nucleotide messenger RNA. RefSeq names its product nuclear envelope-associated protein 2-like. The record is from RefSeq and is a predicted model, not a curated record. The transcript has 3 exons. NCBI's taxonomy places the organism in Eukaryota, Viridiplantae, Streptophyta, Magnoliopsida, Solanales, Solanaceae. The coding region runs from base 734 to 1498 and encodes 254 amino acids.